Megalobrama amblycephala (Wuchang bream) is the source of this 4321-nucleotide messenger RNA. It is a transcript of the gene lg17h10orf67, whose product is annotated as linkage group 17 C10orf67 homolog. The transcript is spliced from 16 exons. NCBI's taxonomy places the organism in Eukaryota, Metazoa, Chordata, Actinopteri, Cypriniformes, Xenocyprididae. Bases 366 to 1736 code for a protein of 456 amino acids. The record is from RefSeq and is a predicted model, not a curated record.
GGCAAGGUAGGCUACAAGGUUGCGUUUAGUUAAAUCAAAUGGAUUUGAAAUCCCCGCCAUAAUAUUAGUUAUUACUCAUAAUAUACAGACCUGUUUAACUAAUUAAAUUAUUCACAACAUUUUAGCAUAAAGCCGAACGUAUUAUAUGUUCUAUAUCGUGUAACUAUCAUAUUUUUAUCAUGUGAAACGACUGUAUCCUAUGGGAGUCCAGCUAAAAACGGCUUGCAGUGAGAAACAGAAACAAGUUGCAGUGAGAGUCGUUCGCUUCCUGUUAAGUUUCUGUUGCUACGGCAACCGGUUGAGCACCCGAAAUCUGUAGCCAAAUAUUAUGCGAUAGUAUUUUAUGCCCUGUGUAGUUUGGAAACAUGGACGUUAUCGAAAAGAGAAUAAACAGCAUUGAAGCCGAAGAGGUGCUGAUUUCAAAAGAAAUUGAGGAAAUACGUCGGUAUUCUCUGUCACAUGAGUUGAGAACAGGUUUUUUUGGACAAGAUGCUUGUGUCCAAACUGACGAAUCAGAGCUGCCAAAUAUAAAGAUUCUCGCUGCCGACACUACCAAUCUUAUGAAGCAAAUGCACGUGUUAAAAGAAGACACUGAAAAGAAACUGAAAAUAAUACGUUUUCAGUAUGAGACCAAAUUGCAGGAAGAAUCUGAUACACUUUAUACAAGAAUGAAUGAAAAAAUCAAGAAUUUGGAAAACUGCUACAAAGAGAAAUUAUCUGUUCUCCGGAGAAGCUAUCAGCAGCAGCUCUCUGAUGCUAUGCAGGUGAUCAAAGCCAGUUAUAAGAAUAAAGAAGACACGGUUUGUGAUGUUACUGACGGAAGAGUAAAGGACCUUCUGAAUGAGCUUCACGAGAAGAACCUGAGGAUUGAGUUUAUAAGUGAACAGCUGAAGAAAAAUGAGAUCGGCACCGAGGGAGCGGAGGACCCAGAGAAAAGCAGAUUGAAGUCAGAGAAUGAAAAGCUAAAAGAUAACAUCGACUUGUUGCACGUCGAGCUGGAAGAAAUUCACCGAGCCCUGGAGUCCAAAGAGCAGAGUCUGGCUCUGAAUUUGGAACAGUUGAAAUCAGAGGCGGACGACAGCAAAAAGGCCCUUCAAGAGUUGGCAAGUGAGCAUGAACAGCUGAAAAUGCAGUUAAACUUUGAGAGAGAAAGUGGCAGAGAAAAGAUAAAACAGAUAAAAGAGGAGAUGAAGAAAGAAAUUGCAUGCAUUGAAGCCUCACGCCUGAAGGAGAAAGCUGAAAUUGAGAAGCAAAAGCAAGGAGAACCUACAUCCAUGGAGCUUCUUGGGGAUGCAGAGCUGGUUCAAAAAAUUAAAGAUCAUAGAAAGACAGAAGCAGUGCUGAAAAAGGAGAUUGAAAGGCUCAAUAAGCAGUUGUGCAUGUCAAAUCAGGUGUGGGAGAAGAAGUUUGAGAUUUUAAGACAGAGUUUCCAUGCCAUCAAGGAUGAGAUGUUUUUACGGCAGACGUUGCAGCGACAGGAAGCCAUUCUGCACAACGCCUCAGUCAGCUUUGCGAUGGAUGCUCCUUGCUCACCACAGCAGAAGAGUCCAGCAGACGAUACUUUUAAAAAGUUGUGCCUAAAUAGCAAAGUGGCUCCUUUGCCACGUAUAGGUGCUGGAGGUCAGCAGAAAAGGGACAAAGUCGUGGACAUCAGCCUACAGAGUGAGAGAGGUGCAGAUGCUCUCCCUGGAUUAGAUUCCCAGGUGACCCUUGCUGAUGAGGAAGAUGAAGUAUAAAUUGGAGUUCUUUCUUUCUUUCUUCUAAACAGGCAACCACGCCAUCACAUUUGAAAUAGAAAUGGCACCACAAAUUGAUAACUAUAUUACACUCUAUUACAUUUUAACCCAGUCAAUGGGUUGUUUUAAUCCAGCGGUUAGGUUAAAUGUUUGCCCAACCUGCUGGGUAGUUUUAUUCAACUCAGCUAUUGUUUAAAAAUUACUGUAUUGCUUGCUUAAAAUUAACCCAAAAUAUGUUGGAAAUGAACAUUUAUUAAUAAGUUUAAUGAAUAAUAAUUAAACAAUAAACAUUUAUUAAAUUGCUUAUUAAUAGAUGUUUGCCUUUUGAAUUUUAUUGUUCCCUCUAGUAAUUAUGUGUAUGAUUUUUAAUUUCCAACCUAUUUUGGGUUCAAUUUAAGCCAGCCAUACAGUCAUUUUUAAACAAUAGUUGAGUUAAAUAGAACUGCCCAGGCAAACAUUUAACCCAGCCGCUGGGUUUGUCCAUUUGUCCGUUUUUAACCCAGCAUGUUUUAGAGUGUAGUAUCCACAUAUUGUUCAUAUAUUGUUCUGUUUAUUCUAAGUGCGUGCUGCAGUUAUGUCUCUAGCGCUUUAAAUGCUCAGGCUCUUUAAAGCAGGAUUGAUUCUGAUUGGCUGUUGAUGUUUUUAUCAACGAUAUUGUUUCUCUGUGCCGUUAUUGUUAUAGUUGUAUUCUUUUAUAUUUGUUGUUAUUAUCCUUGCUGUGAACGGGCCUUUAGUCUGUGCACUGCAUGUUUUUGUCAUUUCAAAACUUGACUAUGGUAUGAAAGUCGCAUAAUAGAACUUUUUUUUUCUUUAUAAAUCAGAAAUAAAAUCCUUAAUACCUUCGUUUUAAUUAUUUUAAUUGUUUUUGGUCUGAAGAAUAAAAUACCUAGUUAGAAUGAAAGUAGAAUUCACAGUCUAUAAUUAUAUUUAAGGAUAUUGAUCUGUAUCAAGCUGCUCUUCGUAAUAAGUCAUUUGCACAAUAAUUCCUACUCCACGAAUUUAAACAAAAGUCUAUUCAUUUUGUCAGUGAAGAUAUCACGGCACUGUACAGUGCGUUUGAACUGUUUUGGCAUGUUUUCAAGCAAAGCAAAGAGAAAACUUCAAAUCUCUUUAAGUAAAUUCAUUAGAUUUCCCCCAUAGUGAAGCCACACAGAGCUCCCAUUAAGAGAAAACAAAGGCUAUCGUGACUUUAACUGACUGUAAUUGACUGUGCUGUGAAUGGACUCAGUCUACUGCAGCUCUUAAGCCUGAAUGCUGUUGGAGAGGUGCAGACAUGAGUAACUGUAUGCAUUCUUCUGCCACAGUAAAGAGUGCUCCAAGAAUGGUCUUUAGCUUUCCGCAUGCCGCAUACAGCACAAAACCAGCGGAAUGCACAGCUUUGGAGGCCAUCUCAAUGGCUGUGAAGCCAAACAAUAAGAUCUUGGCUCUCAAACCCAUUUCAGUCUUUAGCCUUGCUCAGCCCCCAUCGCUUUCGCUCGGUCUUUAUUUCACUUCUUCACACUGUACAGAAUAAAUGAUCAUAGAAAUGCCCACUACUUUUACGUUCUGUUGUAUUGUACACGCUUUCAAAAAAAUCAAACAUUUUUAAAAGAGUUAAUCACCUAUAGGAUGAAAUGUAGUAGCAUUGACCUUCUAAAUCUCUAGAACGGAGUGGUUUGGCUGGUAGCUGUAGUGUUCUGUAUAAACAGUGGCAAACCCCUGCAGAGCUGUUCUCCAAACUCUGGUCUCACCAGACCCCACUGACCCUCAGGGACAAGCUUAGAAUCAAUUACCAAUUUCUCCUUUAACUAUCUGUCAUGUACAACGGACGGUUAUUGGGUUAUGACUUGAUCAGACUGAUCACUGUGCCGUGACCCUUUUCUCAGGGAUUAUGUGAUUAUGGCCUAAUUCCUUGUAAUCUUCCACUAACUGGCCCAUUGCCAGAAUCACAAAACAACUUUUCCAUACUGCUGUGCUACUGAACAGACCAGCGUGGUCCAAACUGCUUGCAGCCUAGUUACCAUAGAAACUACUAUAAGAUGUCAGAUAUAUAUCAUUAGCUAAAACAAUCCCAGGAGGGGGUAUCGCACUAAAGUUGUUUGCUACUUUCACAGGGUUUCAGGCUCAGGUUGUAAAACAACAAAGUGGAAUUUUAGCUGAACUCCAGAAAUUAAUUAGUUUCAUUAGUUGGUAGAUAAAUGGCGAUGGCUGGUGUGUUGGAUUCCAGCAGAGUUUCACCAUAGAGGGUUAAUGGGAGUCUGGCCUGGAAGCUUUCCCGGCUCUGGCCCAAGGCCAUUUCAGCCAAUCACUCUAAACUUGUGGUCAAGUUGCACUGAGCUGUACGCCUUUGCUUCUUUGCCACAGCUAUAAGUUUGUUCAAAGCUGGAAAACAAUUGAACGGAUAAGUGAAGUUUUUUUGUUUUUUAAAGUAAUGGGGUUGCCAAAGGGACUUAUACUUAUAGCAAUUAAUAAAAAAAACAAAGUAACAUUUUUAUAUUAAUAUAGUCCCCACUUAAUUUAUUCCUUUUUUUUUUUUUUUAGUUGCAGAGAAAUAAAUUAUUAAUGUCAUAAAGCUGGACAUCUUUACUCUAAAUAUAUUUCUAUUU